AUGGAAGAUAAUGGCGAAGACAACCGCCUCCCCCCGAGGCUUUUCGCCACUGACAGAUUCCCCACUCAGAGGCUGAAUAUAUACUCGAGGCCGAACAUCCUAGCGUUCAUCCGACACGUGCUUCGUGGUACUGACACCUUCAAGAAGAUCAGGGAGUCCCCAUUUGGAAAGCUUUUCGAUCUCCCAACACAUCAGUGCGCAGUUUCAUGCAAGCUCAUUCACGCUCUCAUGACCCGUCAGUUGAUCUGCGAGGUUGACCACACUUUCUGGACCGUGUUUGGCAGCGACCCUUUCAAGUUUGGCCUGGAAGAGUUUGGUGACAUCACCGGCCUCAAUUGCGGAUCUUUACCUGAGGGUUACGAAGCACCCGAUCACAACGAAAAGGGCGCAAACAAGCAGGAGAAUGCACACACAGAUCCCUUUUGGCAGAGGUUAAUUGGAAAAGAUAAUAACAUCACCAUUGCAGACCUCGCUGAUCAGCUCGAACACGACGAAGAAAUGGAUGAUUGGAGACGUAUCCGGCUUGCACUCAUCAUAAUCGUGGAUGGCGUUUUAGUGGCUUCAACACAGGUCCAUCGUCCCACUCUCAGAUACGUCCAGAUGCUUGAGGAUCUAGAUUCUUUCCUUGAAUUCCCCUGGGGGCGUGAAUCUUUCUUACACACCGUUAGAUCUCUCAAGCCACCGAAGUUCUUCAAGGGCAAGCCUGUCGACGACCCGGUUGCCUUGCUUGUUUCUAAACUCAAACAAAAGACUUUCCGUCUCACCGGAUUCCCACUAGCUCUGCAGUUACUUGCAUUUAGAGCUAUACCGAUGCUGUUGUCUAAAUGGCCUGCGCCCUCCCAAGUGCAGACUAUAAUGGAUGUCACAGAGCGUGAUCUCCCCGCCCAAAAUACUCUGGACACCAACGAUAUCCUACUUGUUGAAGACAACCAACAAAUGGUUGUGUCAUCAAUCACCCCAGUCAGUAGAGGACAACAACCAGGUUGGGGUGUGUGGCCAUUUGAAAAAACUGACGAGAAGGUGGAAUAUAUGGAGCAGCUGAUAUCCAUCAACCACAACUUCACUAAAACUAUGUGGCCCGGAGGAGACAGAUCGGAGACUUUACGUGUUGUACCAGAGGAGAAAGGACCUGCGGAGGAAGGAAUUGAGGAGCAAGUACCCGUCCACAAGAAACAUGUUGUUCAGAUUAAACGGAAACGUUCAAAUCUCCAACCAAGGCAACCUUCAACUAAUCCAGGUUCUGCAACCAAGAGAAGGCGGACCUCCCGUGUGUCUUCUGCCUCAACAUCAAACACCGACACCAAUAAAGAUGUUGAAGACAGACUCUCUGUCUUGGAAGCCCGAGUCACCAACCUCGAGAAGGCAAAUCAGAGCCUUAAAGAGUCGCGUAGACGCAGACGCCGAGGUAGUAGAGCUCCUCCUAAUUUUCCUAAUUUUGCUCUCAACCAUCGCCGCAGGCUUCAUCGUGGGACAGUUCAUAACUCCGAACAGGCAAAUCGAGAUGGAGAUGCGGAAAAGCUUCCCAUACCUCAGGAUCCUCAGCGAUGGCCACAAAUCUCCAGCUCACCAAUCUCCUGGACGCCAAACGCCGCACCACCACACCCCCGAACACCAACCUCCUGA
Messenger RNA from Raphanus sativus (radish), 1623 nucleotides. RefSeq lists its product as uncharacterized. Lineage: Eukaryota; Viridiplantae; Streptophyta; Magnoliopsida; Brassicales; Brassicaceae. Bases 1 to 1623 code for a protein of 540 amino acids. The transcript has 5 exons. The record is from RefSeq and is a predicted model, not a curated record.